AUGUCAGAUACUCCUAUUAAAGCAGAAGAAAAAAAUAAUGAUAAUACAAUAAUUCAAGAAAGCGAAGAAAAUGCUAAUAAAGAUAGUAAAAUUGUAGAAGAGGAAAGUAUAAAACAAGAUGAUAAUGAUAAAAAAUCGGCAACCACCGCCACCAUUACCACUAGUGGUGAUACCGCUACUGCUAAAAAAAAUGCAACAGUUGAAAGUGGGGAGGACUCAGAUUUAGACGAUGAUGAUAUGCCCGAGCUAGCAGAAGAACAAGGAGUAUUACCACCUGAUAUUUCAUCAUUAAAUUUUGAAAAUAUUCUUGGCGGCGGUGGCAGUGGUGGUUCUGCAAAAAAUCAAACUCGUGGAGAAAAAAAAGCUCGAAAAGCAAUGCAAAAGUUGGGAUUGGUACCUGUUCCUGGUAUCACUAGAGUUACAAUCAAAAGAGCAAAAAAUGCCGAAGACCUCAAUUCUCAAGCUCAAGCAAAUGCUGCGCAACAAUUUCAAAAUUCUGCUGAAACUACAACUGCUGCUGCUACUACAUCUAAAGAAAUUGCUAAAACUGUAAGUAUAGAAAUAAGGAGUAGUAAAGGGAGAAGAGGUUUAGGGAUGAAUUGUGAGGUUGGAAAAAAUUGUUCUCGUGCUAGAGCUGUUAAAGCUCUAAAGAAUAACAAAAACGAUAUUAUUAAUGCUAUUAUGGCGUUACAAUAA
Messenger RNA from Entrophospora sp. SA101, 696 nucleotides. The record is from the annotation of a GenBank genome assembly. Lineage: Eukaryota; Fungi; Glomeromycota; Glomeromycetes; Entrophosporales; Entrophosporaceae.